Molecule: messenger RNA, 2594 nt
Organism: Sitodiplosis mosellana (orange wheat blossom midge)
Lineage: Eukaryota; Metazoa; Arthropoda; Insecta; Diptera; Cecidomyiidae
Gene: blw
Product: ATP synthase subunit alpha, mitochondrial
Exons: 4
Coding region: 477-2135 (552 amino acids)
Biological process (GO): proton transmembrane transport; proton motive force-driven ATP synthesis
Molecular function (GO): ATP binding; proton-transporting ATP synthase activity, rotational mechanism; ADP binding
Source: RefSeq, a predicted model, not a curated record
AUACCAUUUCGUUUUGCUAAAAUGGACCGGAGAACGCAAGUGAUUUUAAAUGGAAGUUUUCGAAAAAUAAAAAUGUUUUGAAAAAUGUACAUUUUUACUGCGUGUAUUUACAGAGCAUAGUACUGGCGGUGUUUUUCAUUCGUUUAAAUAUAAUUUAUUGCAUUUGAAUGAUAAAUUGAAAGUAGGGAAUUGCACGUAGUCUCAACCCAAAAUUGAUAGAUGGCGGCAACAGAGCAAUGUCAUUGAACACCACAUGUUGUAUAAUCAAGAACGUUGUGCCCGAGCGCUGUAGUCGCUAUCGGCACAAAAAAAUUUCACCUACCCAGUGAGUUUUUUCACUUGAGAAGCUGUCAUUGUUCGCAAAGUCGGUGAUAGUUACACAACUCAUUUUUCGAUACGAGCCACCAUCUUUUUUUCCUUCGAAUAGAAGUGUGAGGUACGGUUAUAUAACACAAGAACAAUUUUUUAAGUAAAAAAUGUCUCUACUAUCAUCGCGAUUGGCCACUAUUUUGGCACGUCAAUUGCCAAAAACAGCUGGACAAAUUGCCGUAAAAUCAGCAUAUCCAGCUGCCGCAAUUGCAGCCCGUAAAUUCCACGUAUCAUGCAGUCAACGUGCCGCUGAAAUCUCAUCGAUUUUGGAGGAGCGCAUCCUAGGCGCUGCACCAAAGGCCGAUUUAGAAGAAACCGGCCGUGUAUUGAGCAUUGGUGAUGGUAUUGCUCGUGUAUAUGGUUUGAAUAACAUCCAAGCCGAUGAGAUGGUGGAAUUCUCAUCCGGUCUGAAGGGUAUGGCAUUGAAUUUGGAAACCGACAAUGUUGGUAUUGUCGUGUUCGGUAACGAUAAAUUGAUCAAAGAAGGCGAUAUUGUAAAACGUACUGGUGCUAUUGUCGAUGUGCCAGUCGGUGAUGAGAUUUUGGGCCGUGUCGUCGAUGCCUUGGGUAAUCCAAUCGAUGGCAAAGGUCCAUUGGGCACAAAACAACGUUUCCGUGUCGGAACCAAAGCUCCAGGUAUCAUUCCCCGUGUAUCUGUACGUGAACCUAUGCAAACUGGUAUCAAAGCCGUCGAUUCAUUGGUGCCAAUUGGUCGUGGUCAACGUGAAUUGAUCAUCGGUGACAGACAGACUGGUAAAACUGCUUUGGCUAUCGAUACUAUCAUCAACCAACAACGUUUCAACUUAGGACAAGAUGAAUCAAAGAAAUUGUACUGUAUCUACGUUGCUGUCGGCCAAAAGAGAUCCACCGUUGCCCAAAUUGUAAAACGUUUGACUGAUAGCGGUGCUAUUGGUUACACCAUCAUUGUGUCAGCCACUGCAUCAGAUGCUGCCCCAUUGCAAUACCUGGCACCAUAUUCAGGCUGUGCCAUGGGUGAAUACUUCCGCGACAAUGGCAAACACGCAUUGAUCAUCUAUGACGAUUUGUCGAAACAAGCCGUUGCCUACCGUCAAAUGUCAUUGUUAUUGCGUCGUCCACCAGGUCGUGAAGCCUACCCAGGUGAUGUCUUUUAUCUUCACUCACGUUUGUUGGAGCGUGCCGCCAAAAUGUCAAAGGCUCACGGUGGCGGUUCAUUGACUGCUCUGCCAGUUAUUGAAACACAAGCUGGUGAUGUAUCAGCUUACAUUCCAACCAAUGUCAUCUCAAUCACUGACGGUCAAAUCUUCUUGGAAACUGAAUUGUUCUACAAGGGUAUUCGUCCAGCCAUUAACGUCGGUUUGUCUGUGUCACGUGUCGGUUCAGCUGCCCAAACCAAAGCCAUGAAACAAGUCGCUGGUUCAAUGAAAUUGGAAUUGGCCCAAUAUCGUGAAGUCGCCGCCUUCGCUCAAUUCGGUUCCGAUUUGGAUGCUGCCACACAACAAUUGUUGAACCGUGGUGUUCGUCUUACCGAAUUGUUGAAACAAGGACAAUACGUGCCAAUGGCCAUUGAAGAACAAGUCGCUGUUAUCUUCUGCGGCGUCCGUGGUUACUUGGACAAAAUGGACCCAUCAAAGAUCACCAAAUUCGAAAAGGAAUUUUUGCAACACAUCAAGACCAAUGAACAAUCGCUGCUCAAACAAAUCUCAGCCGAUGGUCAAAUCACCGACGCCACAAACACUAAACUCAAGGAUAUUGUCACCAAAUUCUUGAGCACAUUCGCUGCUUAAGCAAAAUUCUAAGAAAAUUUUCUUUUUUCGUUUCGUUGAGAAAAUACUACUACAAAAAAAAAAAAAACAACAACUACAAUACCAACAACAACCCAACAUUUAAUGUAUUUACACCAUACAAACAACAGAGCCAGAAGUUUAAGUAAAAACAAAUAAAAUAUAGACAUUCUAAGUUGCUUGAUCCUUCUAGCGAAUAUUUGGCUUGGAUUUUUGGAUUGGUCUCGCCCAAACUACCACCAUCUUCACCAAGAACAACUAUGGGAAAAUUUUACUUUUGAAAAGCUGAUCUAGAUGAGCAGGAUUAUAACAAGAAGAAAAGAAAGAAAAAUCGAGCGAACGAGUCAUAACCAAGUGAAAUUAAUUUUCAAUAUUCGAAACUUAUUGUUCAACAAAAAGUUAUAAAUUUAAAAAAAAGUAUCGAGAAAAAAUAAACAAAUGAAAAAUCCAAAAAAACAAAAA